AAUUUGGGGUAUCUUCCUUUGCAUUAGUAGCAAGCGACAAUUUAUCCUUUGCAGUUUUUAUAGGUGUUUUAGAGGGGUUUCUUAAAUCUUGAUGCGAUUUUGCAGCUUUUGCGUAGGAAAUUUUCAUGUUAUUAUCGCUCAUGUCGUCAAUUAAUCCGUUUAAUGUGGAGAUGCCUUCUUGAUUGUCGCUUAUCUCUAAAGUAUUUUCAUUAGAAAAUACUUUAGAGAUAAGCGGCAAUCAAGAAGGCAUCUGUUUUGUUCUAUCAAGGGAGUGCAUUCAUCACUAUUUGCAUUAUUUGAUUCAAUUAAUUGUUCUAGGACAAUAGGAUUAUCAGUGUUGGUGUUGAUGGAAUUGCAUAUUCAAAUUGCUCAAUUUUAUCCUGUAGUGAUUUUUCCGUAUUUUUUUUUACUUAAAUCGUCUGUAGAGGGUUUUGCAUUUGCUUGAAUUUCAGCAAUCAUAGAAAAGAUUUGCGAAGCAGAAUUAACCAAAAGCUGAAUUGCUUCACCAUUCAAUAACUGGGAAGAUCUAAGACUCUCGAUCUCAUCCAUACGAUCGCCAUACAAUACUUGAGUUGUCACGAAAAGUAAAGAGCUUCCUGUCCCCUCCAGGCUGUGUCCACUCUCCAUAUCAAGGUUUCGGACUUCGUUUGAAAAUUUCUUGAGCGAGUCAAAAUCGCCAGUCCAAGCAAGACUUAGGUGUUCAGUGGACAUAUCGAUUUCACAUUCCACUUGAUGUAUACAGUAAGUGUGUAUGUUAUCUAAUAUUCUCACUAUUAGCAAAAAUGGUUAUAUAUAUAUUUGAGGAGCUCAAAAUUACACCUCCUCAUACACUGCAUACACGAUGCAUACACGAUAAUGUAUACUUGAUUUGCUUUGCUACCAAUUUCCAGGUCGUAUUCAGCCAGCUUUAACCAACGCAAGUACCACAUCCAAUGUAUAUGGUCCAUUACAACAAAAUGCUGGUGAAACAACACGCAAAAAGAUUAUCGCUACCAAUUUUCUUGUUCGUCGCUUUUUCAACCAUCAUCGGCAUUACACUGUUGCUUCUCAGCCUGUUCUUCUCCGACACCUCACCAAACCUAACCCGUGUACCGUACGCGGCAGACGAAAAAAUCCUCCUCCUAUUCUGGUCCAAGUUGUGGGGUUUCCCGGCGAAAAAGAGCGAAGGAUUUCUUGAAAAAGGAAUUGGUAAAGGUCAGUGUCCAGUUGCUUGCGAAGUGACAUCUAAUCGUGAUCGAAUCAAACAAGCUCACGCAUUCAUUGUCCAUGCUCGGGACCCCUAUCCUUUACCGCCAAACAAAGACAUCCCUUGGAUCCUAACCACUUUAGAGAACCCCGUUUAUACUCCUGUUUUAAAAAACCCGGAGUACAUGUCUCAAUUUCAUUUACUGCGAAGCUACAGAUUAGAUUCAGAUUUCCCUACUCCUCUGUUCAAGAAACCAAAUUUGGAUCCUCCUGUACCAUUUAAAAACAAAACCGGUAGGAUUAUCGCCGCAUUUAGUAACUGCGAACCGGUGAGGACCCAGUACCUCAGACAAUUAAUGAGAUAUAUCCCGGUAGAUUCGUACGGUGCAUGUUUGCACAAUAAAGCAGGACUCGUCCAGCGUUAUAAAUCCGAUUUUAAAAAUAUGAAAUCGAAGUUACAAAAGACAUACAAAUUUGCUAUAACAUUUUUCAACCAAGAUUGCGACUAUUCUGUCGAUGAUCAAAUUCUACAUGCGCUGAACGCUGGCUCUGUGCCAAUCGUCAUGAGCACAGACAAGAUUUAUGAGUUUUUACCAGGAAAUCUUAAAAACGCUAUCAUUAACGUCAGGGAUUUCAAAAAUCCCCAAGAACUAGCCGAGCGUCUAAAGUUUUUGAUGAAUAACGAAACGGAAUAUAAUAAGCAUUUAGAAUGGAAGCGAAAAGGUCUGGGGGAUAUAAGUGAAACAAUUACUGGAAAAUAUUGGGAUAGAAAAUUCCAUCAUUGGUGUAAAAUAUGUCAAGCUAUUGCUCAAGGGAAAUGGCAUAAACAGGGACUUAAGGUCGAUCUUUGCCAGACAAGGCAGUUCAAUACUUGGGGCAUAAAUCCAGGCUAUAUAUAGUGUUCAUCUUGGUUAUGUUUGUGACAACGUAUGAAGCAUUGUUUUGUACAUAGGUUUUGUUGGAAUGGAGUCAAAAGCGACUGUGUAAAUUAUACUCUCAGUUGAAAAGUUUCCUAUCCUUUAGUUAUAUGAACUAUAAAUUAUACAAUUAGAUCAGU
Paramuricea clavata is the source of this 2242-nucleotide messenger RNA. The record is from the annotation of a GenBank genome assembly. NCBI's taxonomy places the organism in Eukaryota, Metazoa, Cnidaria, Anthozoa, Malacalcyonacea, Plexauridae.